UCCAGUUUAACUCCGCAUCCACAUUUACUGGAUUGGUGGAACAAGGCAGAAGAUAACCGUCUGCGACCUAGAAAAUAUCAUUGGUCAAAUCAUGACCUCGGUCAUUGGGAAAGUUGAAGCUCUUUCGAAAGAUGUCCGAGUUCCCGACUUGGAAUUCUUGAACGCACUUAAGUCAGAAGUCUGAGAUUUCCGAGUUGGUUUGAACGCGACAAUGUCUGACCUACGUCACAGUCUCUGAAGCGCUGUCAGCUGGUGAAUUCCACUCCAAAUCGCGAGGAGACUUGACUUUGGGCCGUAGCCGAAAAAAAAAAAAAAAAACUUAACGGAAAUAUUUGCUCCACUGAACUCUGGAUAGGCUACUUCGGGGUUUUGGACUCCACAACACAGUCCAACCGCUUUUUGAUUGAGACUCUUGAUGUUGAUUUAUUUGGUCAAUUCGGGAAAUUUACGGAUAAAAUAACAAGGCGAGGUUUCGCGUGUUGGACCGAGAGGCAUUGGAAAACCUCCCUGGUCUUCGUGGUUGAAUCUUUUUGAAAUUCACUGCUCAACUGAGGGACCUUGGAUGUGUGGGGUACAGAGAUCAGCCGGUCCAGAGACCCAGUGCUCUGCUCAGCCCUGCGGUCAUGUUCGGAACAAGAAAGACCUGGGACCUUGGCCACACCCCCUGUCUGCAGGAGCUCUGGAAGAAAGACGUCUCAUUGGAUGCGAGCUCUGUGGACUUUUUGAUGAGUGAUGGUGAGGAGGACUGCUCCUUCCUGUCUCUACCCGCAGCCGCUUUCCCACAACACACCGCUCUGACCACUACUGACCAAUUAGAAACCAGCCAGCACAACCACGACCAACAGCUACUCAUACAGACACUGCAGGAGAAAGUGUGCGAGUUCCAGGCGCGUCUGCGACGCGAGGAAGCUUCCCGGUGUCUGCAGCUGCAGAGACUGCAGCAGAGUCACGAACAGAGUCCGCAGGAGAAGACUAACGUCAUACACACUCUACAAGAGGAGCUGCACACAGCCCUGCCAAACGGUGUUCGGGCAGUGCAGAGGCUGGGUGAGCCACAGGAGCAUCAGCAGCACAGCAACCGUCUCAUUCAGGAAGGAGAGCAGCUCAUCGCAGCGCUGCGCACACAGGUGGGGGAGCUGGAGGAGAAGCUACUAGACCAGAACCAGGAGGUGGAGAGACUGCGCUCGGAGCUGGGGGCGACCGACCUGGAGAAGCACCUGGAGCUGCUGGUGGUCGAGAACGAGCGGCUGAAGCAGGAGCUGAAGGCAUGCAAGACCUCACUGCUCCAGGAGCCUCCUCCACCGGCCUGUACAACCACUGACUGCCCCCACAGCCAGGAUGCGGAGGCCCUGCGUGAAGCGGUGUCUCGCUGGGAGAACCAGGCCAGACCGAGGCAGAAGAGGCUGGCUGAAUUAGAGCAGCAGGUCCUGGAGAAGGCCAGCAGGGUGGAGACGCUCAGCCGACAGCUGGAGGAGUCCAAGCGCCACGCGGGGGAGAUGCAGAGGCAACUGGAGGAGUCUAAGUGUCAGCAGGGGGAGGUGGAGCAGCAGCUGAGUGUGCGGCUCAGAGAUUGUGAGGAGGAGCUGGUCAGACAGGCCACCCGGCCCCAUCAGGUCAAGUAUGUGACUGAGAUAGUGGAGGUGGAGUCGUCAGAGUCUCAGCAGGCCGUAGCCGAGGCCCAGGCCAAGAGCGUCGCCCUGCAGGAGCAGCUAUCACUUCAGAGACAGCUGCUCCGAGAGCUGGAGACACAGUUGCACGAUUCCCAGAGGACCAGCACCCAGCUCCGAGCUCAGAUCCUGGUGUACGAGGGGGAGAUGGAGCGGGCCCAGGGCCAGUUGGAGGCUGAAAUGCAGAACCUGGAGGAGGAGAAGAACAGGGUGAUAGAGGAGGCCUUCAUCAGGGCCGAAAGCGAGAUGAAGGCCGUGCAUGAGAACCUGGCAGGGGUGCGUAUGAACCUGUUGACCCUGCAGCCAGCCCUGCGUACUCUCACUUGUGACUACAACUGUCUGAAGAGACAGGUUCAGGACUUCCCCUUCAUGCUGGAGAAGGCCAUCACCGAGGCCAAGCAGGAGAUCUGCCAGGUGAUAGGCGAGGUGAGCAGUGCCAACCAAGAGCUGCUGAGGAAGUACAAGAGAGAGAUGAACCUGAGGAAGAAGUGUCACAACGAGUUGGUGCGCAUCAAAGGUAACAUCAGGGUGUUCUGUCGGGUGCGGCCGGUGUGCCAGGGGGAGCAUGAUUCUGCCGAAAACAUGGUCAGCUUUGACCCAGACGACGAUGCCCUUCUCUAUCUUUCCAACAAGGUCAAACUGAUGACCUUUGAACUGGACAAGGUGUUCCACCCUCAGGCCACACAGGAAGAGGUGUUCCAGGAGGUCCAGUCCCUGGUGACGUCCUGUAUUGAUGGCUUUAACGUGUGCAUCUUCGCCUACGGACAGACGGGCUCAGGAAAGACCUACACCAUGGAGGGUGUGGCCAAGGACCCGGGCAUUAACCAAAGGGCUCUCAGACUGCUGUUCUCUGAGGUGACUGAGAAAGCGCCCGACUGGGACUUCAAGAUCACUGUUAGCAUGGUGGAGAUCUACAACGAGACCCUACGGAACCUUUUGGGGGACAUCCAGGGUGAGAAGCUGGACAUCAAGAUGAACCCGGACGGUAGCGGUCAGCUCUAUGUGCCAGGCCUCACGGAGUUCACUGUCCAGAGCCCUGAGGACAUCAACAGGGUGUUUGAGCUGGGUCACAUGAACAGGGCCACAGCCUGCACCAAUCUGAACGAACACAGCUCCCGCUCUCACGCCCUCCUCAUCAUCACCGUAGCAGGCGUCAACACCUCCACCGGGCACCGCACGCAAGGUAAGCUGAACCUGGUUGACCUGGCUGGCUCAGAGCGGAUUGCUAAAUCUGGGGCAGAGGGCAGCCGUCUGCGAGAGGCCCAGUGCAUCAACAAGUCCCUGUCGGCCCUUGGUGACGUCAUCAAUGCGCUACGGAGCCGACACUCCCACGUGCCCUUUAGGAACUCCCGGCUCACCUACCUGCUGUCUGACUCACUGAGCGGGGACAGCAAGACCCUGAUGAUGGUGCAGGUGUCUCCCCUGGUCAGUAACAUGAGUGAGUCUGUGUGCUCUCUGAAGUUUGCCCAGCGGGUACGGACCAUCGAGCUGGGCAAUGCCACCAGGAGACAGUGGGAGAAUUCCUCCACCUCCUCCUCGCCCACCCACGACAGUGUGGAGCUGGACUCUCCCCCGGUGACUCCCGUGCCCCUCCCUAUCUCUCGGGCCAGCAGUGCCGGCUCCACCCUCUCUGCCUCCUCCAAAACCCCCACCACACGACGGAGGUCUCAGUCCCAGCUCUCUACAGACAGGCUGUUAGGCAGAGCCAUCCCAUUGGUGGGGGACGGUGGGCAGGACGACUGAAACUGUCUGUCUGAAGGCUCCAAUGGAUUCAGAAUGAAACCGGACCCUGAUCCAGUCAGCCAUUGGGCCAUCUGAACAGGAGGGUGUUAACCAGCACCUUGACCCACCAAUAGAAAGUCUCUGCUUUGGGAACAACCUAUCCACUAUCAGCCCUGUCUCCUUCUGCUGAUCUCACUCAGCCAAUGGGUGAGAGCAACUGGACGAGGCAAAUUAUCAGAUCUGACCGAUCGAACGGUGACAUUUUAAUUUGAAGAGCAGAGGGACAAAGAGGGGGAUAUGAACUUUGACCCUCAUGGAUGGCCGCCUCAUGCUGCAUACCGAGACUCAGUCCCAAUGCUCUCCAGUUCUCAAUUUCUUCAUUUCCACUGAUAGCUGAAAGGAAUCGAUAGGUGUUCAUUUUAGCCAGGACUGUUGUACAGCCCCCCCAUAUCUUAACUACGUGCCCUCGUCUAUACCCCUGAAGGAACACAACACACCAGACUUCCACACCUGACUAGGGGCCAAAUGGGAGGAGCACCUGAGAGUAACACAGGCCCGUGUCCAAAAAACAACUCUCUCAUAAAGAAACCCUUUACCCCUCACAGCCCAGAACAACUCCACCCCACCUUUCACUCCUUCCCCUUUGACCGUUAUACUGAGCCUGUGAUCUAUUCUCCCAUUGGCCAAUGGACUUCCUCAAAAUAAUGCCACACCCCUAGUGCUAACUAGUCCCAUCAUCCACUAACAGUAUAGCCCUUCUAAUCACAGUAUUUCUGGGUAAAAAUGCACUUUAAACAAGGCUGUUACCUUCUUGAUGUGUUUUAUAACAAUGCUCCAGUUACGGAUUAUGAUAAUAUGCAUAUACAGUAUAUAUGUGUGUUUUGAGAUGUUUUUAAUCCCUUAAAUCUCCUUUGGUUGUUUUUUUGACGAGGAUUCCAUCCUGGUCUCCUUCUACACUUUCUCCCCCUCAUCCAAUCAGGGUACUCCACAUAUGUUACUGUGGAGUACCCUGAGUACCCAAUAAGACGCAAGCAAUAGAGAUGUGAGUGCAGAGAGAGGUUAACUUCCUGUGUAGCCGUUUGUGUUUUAGAGGGCAAUACAUAGCUGCCUCAGCACUGCAUGGAAAUGUUCAUGUUAUCGUGUUUCUUGUACCGAGCGAAUAAAGCGAGACCGACUCAAACGCCAUUCCUGUUAUUGGAUGCUGCCGGUUGGAGUUGCCCAGAGGCACAUUUCUAGGAUCAGAUUAUUCAAUAGGGACACAACACAAAACUGACCCGAGAUCUGCAUCCAGGACAGCUUUAUCCUACUCCCUAUGGCUGACCACAAGCAGCAAAUGACAACGGAUCGCCUCACGGAGCAGACACAUAUGUAGCUACAGAAAUUGCUGCCCCUGCGGGAGUGAUUAAGCUUGUGAACUGUUUUUCAAAAUGCAUCCAGUGUAAAUAGGAAUGCUUAGUACAUUUGAUCAGCUGAUCGAUCAAUACAUAUCAGCUGUGCUUCUUCAAUGUUAAACCAAUGUUCCCUUCAUGUCCAGGGGUCUCCAAGGAACAUUGAGGACACGCUGCAUCAUGUUGGUUGUUGAUGGGUAUCUUUGCUUGCUUUUGUCUUCGUUGUAGCUGCCGUAGGUUUCUACAGUCUUGUUUUUGUACACCCUUUUUAAUAAACACUCGAUACCAAAUGGAA
Oncorhynchus keta (chum salmon) is the source of this 5072-nucleotide messenger RNA. Its product is annotated as kinesin-like protein KIFC3. The transcript has 21 exons. The record is from RefSeq and is a predicted model, not a curated record. Lineage: Eukaryota; Metazoa; Chordata; Actinopteri; Salmoniformes; Salmonidae. Bases 624 to 3410 code for a protein of 928 amino acids. Gene Ontology annotation, molecular function: microtubule binding; microtubule motor activity; ATP binding. Gene Ontology annotation, biological process: microtubule-based movement.